AUGUGUGUCUCGGUGCGAACGGUACGACCUGCCCGGGUCUGGGUGAACAGGGAGCGUCUUAACGGCACGGCACUGUUGGAGUUUUACGUUCGGUCUUACAAUCCUAAGUUCCAACCGGGAACACGAUAUUUGUAUUCCAACAUUGCGUACGUCUUUUUGGGGAAGGUCAUUGAGCAGACGACUUUAUCCAACUACAGCGCCUUCAUCAGUGAUGUGAUUCUCAAGCCUCAUAAGAUCGAGGCACAGAUUGGUGAUGUGGAGCCAAUCGAUUCGGAGGUCUCUUACUAUUCGCCGGACAAUGCCAAUCCGUACACAUACUGGAGCCCAGCCAAGCUCGAUGCAGCGGCGGGUUGGGUCAUGCGCGCUGAAGAGGUCGCUCGUUUGUUUGCGUUGUUGGAAUUACAUAAAUACAAGUGGUAUUGGCUUCUGGUGCAGCCGAGCCAAGGAAAACGUAGUUAUGGACGUGGAGUACAACUAGGUGAUGAUGGCUCAUUGUAUCACAUAGGUUCGCUGGCUGGGACUGAAGGUAUUGGUUACACUCGAGGAGAGACACAGGUGGCUAUAUUGACGAAUGCUCGUGGCAGAGAACAAGCGCAACAUACAGGAUGGAUGGAACGGCUCUGCCGCUUGUUUGCUGCGCAUGUCUUCAUACCGUAG
Haemonchus placei is the source of this 657-nucleotide messenger RNA. NCBI's taxonomy places the organism in Eukaryota, Metazoa, Nematoda, Chromadorea, Rhabditida, Trichostrongylidae. The record is from the annotation of a GenBank genome assembly.